Messenger RNA from Amphiprion ocellaris (clown anemonefish), 1035 nucleotides. RefSeq names its product deoxythymidylate kinase (thymidylate kinase) (gene dtymk). The coding region runs from base 136 to 774 and encodes 212 amino acids. The transcript has 5 exons. The record is from RefSeq and is a predicted model, not a curated record. Gene Ontology annotation, molecular function: dTMP kinase activity; ATP binding. Gene Ontology annotation, biological process: dTTP biosynthetic process; dUDP biosynthetic process; dTDP biosynthetic process. Gene Ontology annotation, cellular component: cytoplasm; cytosol; nucleus. NCBI's taxonomy places the organism in Eukaryota, Metazoa, Chordata, Actinopteri, Pomacentridae.
UGUUGACAUUCUGCUUCAGUAAAUGGCGCGUAAACGGUGAUAAGAGACAGAGUGCAGAGUUCGAGAUUUAGCUUCAGAGAAACGUGUCAGUGUGUGUGUAACUUUCACUGCAGCGCUGAUAAACAGUGGACAGUAAUGGCCUGUAAACGAGGAGCUCUCAUUGUGCUGGAGGGGGUCGACAAAGCCGGAAAAACGACCCAGUGUAAGAAGCUGGUUCAGGCGCUGCAGCAAUGCGGCCGACCGGCGGAAAUGAUGAGAUUCCCCGACAGAAGUACAACGAUCGGACAGCUGAUCAGCGCCUACCUGGAGAAGAAGAGUGAACUGGAGGACCACACGGUCCAUCUGCUGUUCUCUGCAAACCGCUGGGAGAUGGUGCCUUCCAUGAAGAAGAAGCUGGAGCAGGGCAUCACUCUGGUUGUAGACAGGUACGCCUUCUCUGGAGCUGCUUUCACCAGCGCUAAGCCAGGUUUCUGCCUCGACUGGUGCAUGAAACCUGAUGUGGGACUGCCGAAGCCCGACCUUGUUAUGUUCCUGCAGCUGAGCCCGUCUGAGGCGGCUCUCAGAGGUCAAUUCGGGGAAGAGAGAUAUGAGACGAGUGUUUUCCAAAGAGCGGUUCAACAGAAGUUUGAGCAGCUGAUGAAGGAUCCCUCAGUAAAUUGGCAGGUAAUUGAUGCCUCACAGAACAUUGAAGGAGUGCACAACAACAUCAUGGACCACAGCCUUAAUGCCAUCAACACAGCUCAGAACCAGCUGCUUGGAGAGCUUUGGAAGUGAACCUGAACGCAUCACAUAGAAACUAGUUACUAAAUAACUCUUCUGCACAACAGCCACUUCGCUUGAGUCUCGUCUUUACUUUGGAAAAUAACUUGGCAAAGGGUCAAAUGUCAUAUCACAUUUUCUAAAAAUUGAAGAGAGAUAUGCAAUUGUCAAAUAUCAGAUUCUGAUUUUAUUUUUACUUUUUAAUCCUCUUACAUGUCUAUUGUUCUGUCGCCUGCCUAUAUAUUGUUUUGAUUAAAUAAAUAAUCUUCAAGUGAA